Messenger RNA from Lotus japonicus, 1904 nucleotides. RefSeq names its product protein IQ-DOMAIN 2. Gene Ontology annotation, molecular function: protein binding. The transcript is spliced from 6 exons. Bases 187 to 1578 code for a protein of 463 amino acids. Lineage: Eukaryota; Viridiplantae; Streptophyta; Magnoliopsida; Fabales; Fabaceae. The record is from RefSeq and is a predicted model, not a curated record.
AAGCCUUUGUCCCUUUACCAAGAUCUGAUAAUCCCAUUUCCCUUCUUUACAGGGGAGAUAGAGAUAGUGCAAGCGUAAUCUUCAAGUUCUCAUCCUUUUUCUCAGAACCAAAAAGAAGAAGAAGAAGUUAUUUCAGAUCUCACUCUUUGGUUUCACUUCAGGGUCAAAUUGAGGAAUGCCAAGACAAUGGGGAGGAAGGGAAAUUGGUUUUCGACUGUGAAGAAAGCUCUUAGCCCCGAGUCAAAGGAGAAGAAGGAUCAGAAAUCAAGUAGAUCAAAGAAAAAAUGGUUUGGGAAGCAAAAGUUGGAGACUUCAGAACCACACGUGGAAACUGAUACAUCACCUCCCCUUCCUCCACCUGAGGAGGUUAUUUUAACUCAUGUUGAGAAUGAAAACAACCACAAUAAUGUUGAGAUUACAAUUGCCGCGGAUGCUGAGGGAUCUAUUCCUGCUGUUCAGACAGAAGUUGCUGAGGUUCAAGCCACUACAGUUGUUCAGUUUGCCUGUAAACCAAGCGAUGAAGUGGCAGCACUCAAGAUUCAAACAGCUUUUCGUGGAUACAUGGCAAGAAGAGCAUUGCGAGCUUUAAGGGGGCUGGUCAGGUUGAAAUCACUGAUGGCAGGGCCGGUGGUAAAGAGACAAGCCAUCAGUACGCUUCGCUCUAUGCAAACAUUAGCUCAUGUGCAAUCUCAGAUUCGUUCUAGGAGGCUCAGGAUGUUGGAGGAGAACCAAGCUCUGCAAAAACAGCUCUUAAGCAAGCACACAAAAGAACUAGAGAGCUUGAAGAUUGGGGAGGAAUGGGAUGACAGCCUACAAUCAAAAGAACAGGUUGAAGCUAAGUUACUAAGCAAGUAUGAGGCCACUAUGAGAAGAGAAAGAGCCAUGGCUUAUUCAUUCUCUCAUCAGCAAAACAAGGAUUCAUCAAAAUCUAUAAACCCGAUGUUCAUGGAUCCUACCAAUCCUUCCUGGGGUUGGAGCUGGUUGGAACGAUGGAUGGCAGGCGCCGAGUGCCAGAACCUGACAGCGAAAGAGAAGAACGACCAAUCAUCUGCAAAAAGUUCAAGCCGCAUGAUUACCAGCGCUGAGAUCAGCAAAUCCUUUGCUCGUUUCCAGCUCAAUUCCGAAAAUCAUUCUCCAACCGCCAGCCAAAAUCCCGGCUCACCUAACUUCCAGUCCCAUUCUAAUCCUCCGAAGCCAGCAGCCAGUAAGAAACUGAAGAAGGCAAGCCCACGGGACAGCCGGGUUAUGGAUGAUGACAUGAAAAGCAUGGUAAGUAUGCAAUCAGAAAGGAGGCACUCGAUUGCGGGAUCAACAAUCAGAGAUGAUGAAAGCCUUGCAAGCUCUCCAUCAGUUGUUCCAAGUUACAUGGUGCCAACUAAAUCUGCAAAAGCUAAGUCCAGGAUGCAAAGUCCAUUAGCUGCUGAGAAUGGAACCCCAGAGAAGGGGGGGUUUGGGACUGCAAAGAAAAGGCUAUCUUUCCCGGCUUCCCCCGCCAGACCGAGGCGGCAUUCAGGUCCACCAAAGGUAGACAGCAGCUUGAAUGCAGAAAUCACUGUUGGCAAUGGUGUGGCUGGUUGAUUAUAUAACUGGAGGAAAAUAAUGCAAAACACUCAAAUGGGAUUGAAAAUGUCAUGGAAGAAAUAAUACAAAUUCAUCUAAAGAGUCCAUUUUAUUUAUUUAUUUAUCCGAAUUUUUAUUUGUAUUUUAUGAUUUAUUUGAUGCUGUUGAUUUGGGUGUAAAAACGGUUUACUUACCACGUUUAUCUAUUUGUUUUUUUAUGUAUUUAUUUACCCACAAAAUGUGGUUCAUGAUGGUAUUAUGACAAAAGAACAUAUCAGCUGUCAGAAAUUCUUUCGAAGCUUCCCCAUUUGGAUGAUUAUCAUUCUGUUGUCUUGAUUCCUGCA